AUGAGUGCGCAGCUCCGGGCAGCUGGGGCAAUUGCCCCCGUCGUCCGUCGCGGCACUGUUCGUGCCAUCCGCCAGUUCCAUCAGCUACCCACUGGCGGCAUCCAACGAGCCGAGAUUGCAGCCCGCGGCUUCCGGAGGUCAGUGCAGUUUCCGGCAAACGCCUACCACAAUGCAGUCAUCGUCCGGAACGCCUCCUUCGCCCGCUUGCUGCCGAAGCUGGCCAUCAAGUUCAUCAGGAUCCCUGCCCUCUUUGGCGGCCUGAUGAUUGGUGCUGUGGGCUGGAUACAGUAUCAGGCCAUUCAGGUCAGUAAUUCUGCCCAGGAGAUGUACGGCAACAUGAAGAAUACGGUUACGGCCACGGCGUCAAGUUUGUGGGGGGGGGCGAGAGAUAUCGCUGCACAGACAAAGCGCGGCUGGGAUAGCAAAAAGGAGCAGUUUGAGAUGCCUGAAUGGCUGGACAAAAUCAUGCGAGGCGAAGGCGAAUCUGGCGAUGGCAGAAGCGGUUCAGGUGGACCAGGCGGCCCGGAGCCGCCCAAACAGAGCGGAGUAGGGGGAGUCGCUGCGGCUGGAGCCUCAGCAGCAGCAUACGGGUACGACCAAACCGACGGCGAUGACCGGACUCCCGAGGAAAUACUGAAGGACGACCACAUGAUGUACAUCACCAAAAAGAUGAUCGAGAUCCGGAACCUUCUGCAGAAGGUGGGCCAGUCGAGCAGUGUCACGUUGCCAUCCAUCGUCGUGAUUGGGUCGCAAUCAUCAGGGAAGAGCUCUGUGCUGGAAGCCAUCGUGGGCCACGAAUUCCUCCCAAAGGGAAGCAACAUGAUUACUAGGCGCCCCAUCGAGCUCACCCUUGUGAACGACCCGGAAGCAAGGGCGGACUAUGGCGAAUUCCCUGAUCUCGGUCUUACCAAGGUUACCGAUUUCUCCAUGAUUCAAAAGACGCUCACGGAACUCAACCUAUCUGUACCCGAGUCGGAGUGUGUCACGGAUGACCCCAUUCGGCUCACCAUCCACUCGCCGAGGAUACCAGACUUGUCUCUGAUCGACCUGCCCGGAUACAUUCAGGUAGCAGGGGAGAACCAGCCCCGGGAGCUAAAGCGCAAAAUCUCGGAGCUCUGCGAUAAGUACAUCCGAGGCCCUAAUAUUAUCCUGGCCAUCUCAGCGGCCGACACGGAUUUGGCAAAUUCAACUGCGCUUCAGGCAAGCCGUAGAGUCGACCCAAGAGGAGAGCGGACGAUUGGUGUCAUCACCAAGAUGGAUCUGGUCGAGCCUGAAAAGGGGUAUGCGAUUCUGAGCGAUAGGCAGUAUCCGCUCCGGUUGGGUUAUGUCGGGGUAAUAUCCAAGCUGCCUGCGCAAACCGGGCUCUUCAGGAGGGAGACCGGUAAUCUCUUGGCAGGCAUCAACCGGAACGAGAAGGCUUAUUUCAACUCCCACCUACCCGAGUUUGGUCCUGAUGCCGGCGUAAAUACGGGCACGAUAACACUUCGAAAGAAACUGAUGCAAGUUCUGGAGCAACAAAUGUCUUCCAGGCUGCAGGAGACGACCGAAGCUAUUCAGCGGGAGCUCGAAGAGACGACAUAUCAGUUCAAGGUGCAGUACAACGAGCAGCCCAUGAGUGCAGAAGCGUACUUGGCGGCAAGCCUAGACGAAUUCAAGCACCAGUUUCACGAUUUCGCCUCAAGUUUUGGGCGAGCCCAGCUGCAAGGCCUGCUCAAGGACGCACUGGAUCAGAAAGUCCUUGAUCAGCUUGCCGCCAGGUAUUGGAAUAGGCCGAUUGAAGAUCUCUCGGUCGCUCCGCAUGAACCUGACAGCAUUGCCGACCUACCAAAAGCCGACCCAAAUUCUCCUUACUGGCAUCGCCAGCUCGACACGGCGACCUCCGCCCUCACCAGACUCGGAGUUGGCCGUCUCGCAGCAACCGUAGCGGCCUCGGCCGUCCAGUCCAACAUUGACAAGCUCCUUGACAAGUCGUCCUUUGCUAAGCACCCCUCAGCCCGCAAGGUCGUCAGCGAAGCCGCGUCUACGGUGCUUGCUGACCGAUCCUAUGCCACUAGCGACGGCAUUGAGAUCUCGCUCAAGCCGUACAAGUUUGACCCCGAUAUCCAGCCGCAAGAAUGGGCACAGGGUAGGGAACAUGUUGUCGGGCUCUUGCAGACGGAACUAGAACAAUGCCAAGCCGCGAUGAAGAGCCUUGAGAACUCGGUAGGGGGCAAGAAGAAGCUCAAAGAAGUCAUGGGCUUCGUCGACAAGGCGAAAAAGGGUGAGAUCAUUGUCGAGGGUGACCAUCCUAGUGGAGCAGGCGGUUUCAGCGCAGCAUUACUCACGAGGGGCCGGGAAGCCGUCUUCCUCCGUGACCGCGCCGACAUCAUCAACAUGCGCAUCCUCGCCGCCAAGUCGCGCAAGUGUAAGUCGCUCGAGAACAAGUACUACUGCCCAGAGGUUUUCCUCGACGCCGUCGCCACCAAGCUAGCCCAGACGGCGGUGCUGUUCCUGAACGUCGAGAUGCUCAACGACUUUUACGUCCGUUUCCCGCGCGAGGUCGAGGCCAAGCUGCACGAGCACAUGGCGGCGGGCGGCCUGGAGCGGUUUGCCCGGGAGGAUCCCAAAGUGAGACGGCAUCUGGAUCUGAUUCACCGCAAAGAGCUGCUCGAGCUGGUGCUCGCCAAGAUUGAUGAGUUGCAUCGCUUUGACGGAGCUGGGGGUGUUGGGAAAGGGUUGGCAGACGCCGGUAGGCGGAAGGGGAGGAGAGGGAUCUUUUUAUGAGCUUCUCCGUUCUUGAGGUUAGGGACUCUCCAGCAUCAGAGAGGAGGAGCGAGAAGAGGGGGAUUAGGGGGGAUUGCAUAGCUUGGCUUGUCGGGUGGUUUGUUCUCCGGAAUAGGCGGCAUGGCGUUACUGAGGUACUGAAAGGGGAUUCUGGUGGCGCGUUCGCUUUUUGUUGGUUGCUCUUGCUUCUCCUUUGUAAUGUUGGGUUUGGGAUCAUAGAAAUGUAUGGCAGAUGUGUAUAUACACUGACGCUGCCUGGAAUACCCCUCUCGAGUUUUCAAUACAUUCAGUUCUUGGAAAUGUUUUGGAGGUACCUGGCAUGCGGUGCAAUACGUCGAGUUGCAGCGAACCAAACUG
Molecule: messenger RNA, 3120 nt
Organism: Canariomyces notabilis
Lineage: Eukaryota; Fungi; Ascomycota; Sordariomycetes; Sordariales; Chaetomiaceae
Exons: 3
Coding region: 1-2763 (920 amino acids)
Cellular component (GO): microtubule; membrane; cytoplasm
Molecular function (GO): GTP binding; GTPase activity; microtubule binding
Source: RefSeq, a predicted model, not a curated record